Molecule: messenger RNA, 2190 nt
Organism: Impatiens glandulifera
Lineage: Eukaryota; Viridiplantae; Streptophyta; Magnoliopsida; Ericales; Balsaminaceae
Product: WEB family protein At1g12150-like
Exons: 3
Coding region: 1-2190 (729 amino acids)
Source: RefSeq, a predicted model, not a curated record
AUGUUUCAAGUCAACUCGCUGUCAUCAACAUCCAGCGACACUCCGGUGUUUCAAGAAACUCGCUGUCAUCAAAUUCCAGUGAAACUCAGGCGAAUCAAAUCCAACUCACUGUCAUCCAGCGUAACUCCGGCGUUUCAAGUCAACUCGCUGUCAUCAAAUUCUAGUGAAACUCUAGCAAUUCAAAGCAAAUUCACUGCCAUCCAGCGAAACUCCGACGAUUCAAAGCCAACUCGUUGUCAUCCACAUUUCAUCCCAUCGACAACAUCCUCUUCAAUCUCUUCCCAAGGCUAUAUUACACCCCUCUAUGUUACAUCCCACAAUCAUGUGACUUACAUACUAACCAAGUCGAUUCGACGGAGUAUGUGCAUAAGGACGACGCGUAUGGGAUCUCCAAAAUCCCCGGAGGAGAAUAUGAUGACUCCCAGGACAAUUAGGUCAGCAGCAGAAUUAGUGGGAGAGAUUGAUACGAGUGCUCCCUUCCAAUCUGUCAAGGCUGCUGUUAACAUAUUUGCUGGUGCUUCUGAUGGAACUAACAACUCCUCUUCUCCUCGUCUUAUAACUACUACACCAAAAACCAAGUGGACACCAACAUCCGACGAGAGAGUGCUUGAAAAAGAAAGCCAAAUGCUUUUCGCCCUCAAAGAAGUCGACAAUUACAAACAACAUCUGAAAAGCGCAGAAAUAUCCAAAACCCAAACCACCCGCGAGCUUCAAAAGGCCAACAGUACGCUCCAGGAGCUCCAGCACAAACUCGAUGCCGCUAACCAAUCCAGACUCGCGGCAAUUGAAACCACACAACUCUCCAACAAUUUGGCUCGAGACCUCAAAGAUGAUACUUCUGCUGCUGCUGCUGCUGCCCGUGCUAGUUCUACUGCUGGUCCCCACGACUUCAAACAUAAUCUCGAUCAUGUCAGACAAAACUACAAGCUUUCUUCCUUAGACUUGAUUGCAGCAAAACAACAGCUCACUCAAAUUAAAGAAAACUUUGAUGCUGCCUCCCUUAAAAAGUUUGCUGCUUUUAAGAAAAUGACCGAUGCCCAACAGCAAAAAGAGGCUAAUUUCCAAAGACUAAAGAAGCUCACCAAUCAACUUGAAACUGUCAAGGAAGCUCUCAAUCAAGUCAAGCUUGCCUCUUUACAGACCAGAGAAGAGCACGCUAGAGCCGUCUUAGAGAAAGAAGCCGAGCUCAACUAUUUGAAACAGACCAAGAAGGAAAAGGAUAACAAACUACUCGCUCUAAGAGAAGAAGCUCAUCAUCUUCAAAGAGAUGGUGGUGGUGGUAUUGAUCAAGAAGAAGACCUCAAGGCAGCCCUUCGAGAAACAACACAAGGGAUUGUUGUUCUUCAGGAGCAGCUGAAGAACGCUGGACAAACGGAUUUGGAAUCUUUGAGAAUGAAGAAACUGUUGCAAGGACUGGAAGAGGAAGAGGAUUCAAUUCGGAGCUUAGUAAACUCUUUGAAAGAAGAACUUAACGGUCUUGUGCAUGAGAGUUCCGAAUUCAAGAACAAGGCUGAAGAAUCUGAAUCAAUUGCAGAGAGCAUGAGAGCGGAAUUGGAGCGAACCAAAGCUCAUCUAGAGGCUGCUCUGGCCACAGAAACAAUAACCGAGCAGGAUUCCACUAGUCGAGAAACGCGUUACAGCAUUCAACGGCUGUUACAAGAAGCAGAAAUCGCAAGACAAGAAGCCGAAGAAACUAUUCGAAAUGCCAAACAGUUGAAUCGAGAGGCAGAAAAUGGGAGGAUUGUAACCAAGGAAAUGGAAGGAAAACUCCAACUUGCUCUAAAAGAUGCCAAUUUUGCCAGGGCUAUAGAGAAGCUUGUGGGAGAUCGAAUCCACGAGGCAUCUUCUCCAAGGGCUGAAGCCCACUCUAAGAAGCCAGAAAUGAUCAGAUUAUCCGCAAAUGAAUUCAGAUCAUUACUUGAAAAAACAGAGGAAUUUAAAAGGUUGACUUCAGAAAAGGUGACCAAUGCGAUGGCACAGGUAGGAUCGUGCAAGAGCAAGGAGAGAGCAACGACGUUGAAGGUGGAGGUGGGCCUAAAUGAGAUUAAGGAGAUCAAGGACAUGGUAGAAGCUCUGAAGAAGGUGGACGAGGAUACGAGUGCAAAGAUAGUGAUCGAAAGUGAGUUACAGAACAAACGGAUAGAGAAAGGACAAACCGACUACUUGGGGGAAAGUUCUCACCACCAGUAG